This is a messenger RNA of Paramecium tetraurelia, 798 nucleotides long. RefSeq lists its product as uncharacterized. Gene Ontology annotation, molecular function: ATP binding; protein kinase activity. Gene Ontology annotation, biological process: protein phosphorylation. The transcript is spliced from 6 exons. NCBI's taxonomy places the organism in Eukaryota, Ciliophora, Oligohymenophorea, Peniculida, Parameciidae. The record is from RefSeq and is a predicted model, not a curated record.
AUGAGACCUAAAGAAUCAGAUGUUUACAAGAGAAUUCGCUUGCUGGGAUAAGGAUCGUUUGGGAAAGCCUACUUGUGUGAGUCCUUGAAAGAUCAUUCUCUUUGCGUAAUUAAGCAGAUGGAUAUGAGGUAUUUAAGUGAGGAGGAAAAAAAAGAAACCUAUUAAGAGUUUAGAAUCAUGGCUCAACUAAAGCAUCCCAACAUCAUCAACUUUAGAGAGGUUUACAAAACUGUCAAAGGGAAAUUAUGUAUUGUAAUGGAUUAUGCUGAGGGAGGAGAUCUGGCACAAUUGAUUAAAAAUUAUGAAGGUUCUAUCCCAGAAUCCAGAAUUUUAGAUUGGUUUACUUAAAUGUGUUUAGCAAUCAAACAUUGUCAUGAUCGUAAAGUCAUUCACCGAGAUAUUAAAACAUAAAACAUGUUCCUUACAAAGGAUAUGAGGAUAAGGUUGGGAGAUUUUGGAAUUGCAAGAUUGCUAGAUAACACUCGUGACAAAGCACAUACAAUGGUCGGUACUCCAUAUUAUUUGGCUCCAGAAUUGCUAGAAAACAAACCUUAUAGUUUUAAAGGUGAUGUUUGGUCUUUGGGAGUCAUAUUAUACGAAAUGUGUGCUAAAACUCCUCCGUUCAAUGCAGACUCGUUAGCAUCACUAGCAUUAAAAAUAGUUCGUGGGCAGUAUUAAGCUAUCUCAAAUAACUAUUCGUCAUAAUUGAGAACCCUUGUGAAUUAACUUCUGACAAUGUCCAUUAGAUAUUAAAAAUGCAACAAUCAUCACAAAUAGAAUAAAGAACUUUCUAUCUGA